Acipenser ruthenus (sterlet) is the source of this 2558-nucleotide messenger RNA. RefSeq names its product alpha-2,8-sialyltransferase 8F-like. The coding region runs from base 345 to 1448 and encodes 367 amino acids. The record is from RefSeq and is a predicted model, not a curated record. NCBI's taxonomy places the organism in Eukaryota, Metazoa, Chordata, Actinopteri, Acipenseriformes, Acipenseridae. The transcript is spliced from 7 exons. Gene Ontology annotation, molecular function: alpha-N-acetylneuraminate alpha-2,8-sialyltransferase activity. Gene Ontology annotation, biological process: oligosaccharide metabolic process; N-glycan processing.
CUCUCCCUCCACCUAAAUUAAAGUAGACAGCUGGUCAUUUAGUCCUAGAGACUCAUGUUACUGGUAACACAAUCCUGCUGUGGGGAGAGAGAGAGGAAGCAGCUGCAGGGAUUUGGAGGUCUGUACUGAGAGGAAGGCAGGAGAAUCUGUGGGCUCUGAAGAAAAAAAAAUACAAACCCAUAAAUAAACACACAAAGCCGCUGUCAGCUGAGCAGCGGGAGUGUCGGAAUAGCGAGAGAAAGUUAAGAAAAAAGAAAGAAAAGAAAGGAGCAAACAAGGGAGGAAGUUGAGAAAGAGAAAAGGCCAGAGAGGGAGGAGUGGAGGACUGGAGCUGAGGAGGGAGGAUGCUGUGGAACAAGGCUCCGUUUAAACUGCUGCUCUGCGCUGCACUAUGCUGCUUCAUUGCUGGGACGGUGCUGGCGAGUUUCUACAUCACCUUCCAGUACAGGAAGAAGGGGUUCAGGAGCCCCCAUGGCACCAUCCAGAGGGGCACAGCAACAACGAUGUGUCAGAGCUGCAGAGAGGAGGACGCUGUCAGGAGGAGAGUGCUGCAGUUAGAGGCGCGAGGGUGGGAGAGACGGGAGGAGUCUUAUCAGAAGCUCAGGUCGGGGCUGUCGAGGGAUUGCCGCGGCACCUCUGAGGCUGUCAUGAGCCAGGAGAACACGCCGCUUGGGUCGAAAGUGAUUUACGACGGGGAGAAGCACAGACACAUCGAGAUCGACCAGAAGAUAUUCAGCACCUUCCCCCAGGAGUCCCCUGUCGGGAACGUCACCUUCGCUUCCUGCGCUGUGAUCGGGAACGGCGGGAUCCUAUUGGACAGCGGCUGCGGAGAGGAGAUCGACCGGGCCGACUUCGUAGUCAGGUGUAAUCUGCCCCCGGUGGACGGGAGGUAUUACAGCGACGUGGGAAACAAGACGGACCUGGUCACCGCCAAUCCCAGCAUCCUCCUGGAGAAAUUCGCUGCUCUGUCUGAGCGGAGGAGGCCCUUUGUGGACUGCGUUUCCCGCUAUGGCGUGGGCACGAUGCUGGCACUGCCUGCCUUCUCAUACGGGCGCAACACGCCGCUGUCCCUGCGGGCCCUCUACACGCUGCAGGACUUCGGGACCCCGGCGCGGCCCGUCUUUUUGAACCCACGGUACCUGGGCAGCCUGGCUAGGUUCUGGAGGGCCCGCGGGCUCCGGGCUCUCCGCCUCAGCACCGGGCUCAUGGUAACCAGCCUGGCGCUGGAGCUCUGCAGCUCGGUCCGGCUCUACGGAUUCUGGCCCUUCGACCACGGCCCCGACGGCUCCCCGCUGAGGCACCAUUACUACGAUGACCAGCGCUCCCCGACCAGCGUCCACGCCAUGCCAGCCGAGUUUAGCCAACUGCUGGGGCUGCAUGGGCAGGGCGUGCUGAGGAUACAGCUGAGGAAGUGCCAGAGAGAGCAGGGAGAGAGGGGGCCAGCCUGACACAAACUAUUAUUUAUUUCUUAGCAGACGCCCUUAUCCAGGGCGACUUACAAUUGUUACAAGAUAUCACAUUAUUUUUACAUACAAUUACCCAUUUAUACAGUUGGGUUUUUACUGGAGCAAUCUAGGUAAAGUACCUUGCUCAAGGGUACAGCAGCAGUGUCCUCCACUGGGGAUUGAACCCACGACCCUCCGGUCAAGAGUCCAGGGCCCUAACCACUACUCCACACUGCUGCCCAAACUAGGCUAGCCUGAGACAAUCUGGGCUAGCCUGACACAACCUGGGCUAGCCUGACACAACCUGGGCUAGCCUGACACAACUUGGACUAGCCUGACACAAACUAGGCUAGUCUGAGACAACCUGGGCUAGCCUGAGACAACCUGGGCUAGCCUGACACAACCUUGACUAGCUUGAGACAACCUGGGCUAGCCUGACACAACCUGGGCUAGCCUGAGACAACCUGGGCUAGCCUGAGACAACCUGGGCUAGCCUGAGACAACCUGGGCUAGCCUGACACAACCUGGGCUAGCCUGAGACAACCUGGGCUAGCCUGACACAACCUGGGCUAGCCUGAGACAACCUGGGCUAGCCUGACACAACCUGGGCUAGCCUGACACAACCUGGGCUAGCCUGAGACAACCUGGGCUAGCCUGACACAACCUGGGCUAGCCUGACACAACCUGGGCUAGCCUGACACAACCUGGGCUAGCCUGACACAACCUGGGCUAGCCUGAGACAAUCUGGGCUAGCCUGAGACAAUCUGGGCUAGCCUGACACAACCCAGGUUCGGUUGGUUGAUCCCUGGAGCCCGCAUUACCCUUCAGUCAUCAACACACCGUCAAUAGAAAACCUAUUAUUGAGGUGAAACAACAAAACAUCCAAGUCAAGUUAGUAAAGUUUUAAGUGAACUGCAAAAGGUAUCAGUUGAAACGUUUGUCUUCAUACAGUUACAUUUCUGAUAAUCUUACUGUUGUAAGUUUCUAAUGUUUUUUUAUUGGUCUUUUUUUCAAUAUAGUUCAAUAUGGUCUAAUAUGUUUUAAAAUAAAUACAACUGUUGUGUUUUUACAAAUUAUAUGUUGUAAUAAAAAUAUUAUUUUUUAAAUACUUUA